Caenorhabditis auriculariae is the source of this 7132-nucleotide messenger RNA. The record is from the annotation of a GenBank genome assembly. NCBI's taxonomy places the organism in Eukaryota, Metazoa, Nematoda, Chromadorea, Rhabditida, Rhabditidae.
AUGCGUCUCACGCUUUAUUUAGCGUGUCUAAUCGCAUUCUGUGCAGCUGAAUAUGGUUUUUUUUUCAUUAAUUUUUUAAAAAUCGAAAUAUAUUGAUAAAAACGCCUCAUUCGCUUUUGAAAACCAAAAAGAAAGAUGAGAUUUUAUAGUGCUGUUUAUUCGCAUUUGUCUUCUUUCCUCAUGCAGUCGUUGACUUUCGGCAAAAAAAAACGAAUCGAAGGAAUUCAACAAACAAAAAAAGCAAAGGGUUCGCAUCGGUGUCAUACUAAUCAAUGCAAAGCGUGACAAGGAGCGACCCUUGACUCCGCCCACUGCAAACUCGCGCUUAUAUAGGUCCUCUAAUCUUUGCGCCGGACUUUACACGGGUUUCGCGAUCUUGCCCUUUUCAAAGGUUUUUCGCUUGACUUUCGAAGACAUUUAUGAAAUAGAUUGAAGGUUAGAGUCGAAUUAUGAUAAUCUUGAAUCGAGAGAACAAAGAUGAAUUUUUUUUUCAAUUUUUAAACGCAAAUUAUUUUAAAAACAGAGGGCCAGAAAUUGACGGAUGAGGAGCGAAGACACCUAAUCGAUAUCGCAAAAGCCGUUAAAAGGUUCGUGAUUCAUGCAGUCCAAACUUUAAAGGGUAGCUACGAAAACUUUUCAGAAGAAUUUUUUUUUCAAUUAAAAUUCGCAUGUUUUUGACAUUUUUUCUAAUAUAUUUUGGAAUCGUCUUUUUGAACUACGUUCUACACUAUAAAUUUCUCGUUUGAGGCGGAACGAAUAAAUCAAAAAGCUCUGUUCGCUUGAGUCCGUUAGAGCGUAGAACGUGACAAAAAAAUAAAAUAAAACGCAUAUUCAUUUUUUUCUUUUUUUCGCAUUUUUUUCUAAUUUUUUUGAAAGAGUUUUUGUUUUCUUUUUCAAUUGUUUUUCACUAUAGCUUUUAAGAACUCCCAUCCUGUGUUAUCAUUAAUAAUAGUAAGUUGCAGAUUUAAGAGAAAUCCGUUUGAGCGGCAAAGAUCUCGGGAUGAUCCUGGCCGUGGGGGUUCGGAUUUGAGAGAGAAAGAGGACGAAGUCGAAGGAGUUUGUUCAUAUAAAAACAAACUUUAAUAAAAUAUUUAUUGUUUUUCAGUUUAUCGAAGAAGAAAGUUCAAAGACACAGAAGAAGCCGACGGCCAGCGUCACCGCGCAGCCAGAAACCACUGAAUCGCCUCGUCCUGAACCUAGUUCUGAUAGUUUCCAGGUUUUCGCUCCAUUUUUCUUUGUUCUUUAACUAAUUCUCUAGUUUUUUUUUCUUCAACUUUACUGUAAACUUGCAAAAAAUUUUUUUUAUUUGCGGAAAUGCAUGCAAAACGUUUUUUUUAUUUGCUAUUUGUGCUAGAGUAUUAAUUUUAUAUUAUUCUGACCAGAAUGUAGAAGUUUUUCGUAAAAGAAAAAAAAAACACCUGAUGACGAAAGUUGACGUUCAUACUGGCCGAUUCAACUGAUUUGAAUUUUUUAAAAUUUGAAUUAGCUGUUUAAUUUGUGUAGUCAUUAACCUUCUGGAGAAAAAAAUUGCCAGACCUUCACAGGAACCCUGAAAACGAACUAUUCCUUUUUAACUUCAGGGAGAAAAAGAAGAGUACUGCAAAAAGUACGACGAACACUUUUCUUUUUAUUGCGUCGGUGACACCGGCCGCAUCACAGCGGUAAGUAUCAAUUUCGAACUCGUAAAAAAACGAGUUUCCAGCAACUUUCGAAGUUCUGCAACGCGUUUCGUCGUGCUUGUCCCGACCGAAUCCACUCGUCUAAAGUUUUGACUCCUUCCUCUUCCUCUUCUUCGCUGACGUCCUGGCCUUCGAACCCCUUCGAGAAGAAGAUCACGACGAUUCCGCAGAGAAGUGCUCCGAGAGCCGCGGCUCCUGUGUCUACGGAAGAUGAUGACGUCCCUGCCGAAGAGGAAAUCUACUACGCUGAGCUUCGGGUCUUUUGUCUCGGACAAUAAGCUUGAACUCUAGUAAUUUCCAGAAGAGACAUCCCUGCAAGCCCGACUGUGACCCGCGGAUCUUCCCCCACUGCACGACCGAUUGCAAGUGCGACUACAUUUACCCGACAGUCCAGAGAUUUUGCAAUCCUCCGCCAUUGCCGCUCUUCCUCAACACGUGUCGGUUCGGAUUUUCUUUUCGAUGAAUCCCUUUGUUCAGCUCCAAGCUUUUUUUCUUUUUUACCUAUCCUGGCUGAAAAUUUUCCCCGAAAAAUCAUUUUUAUUGUGGGAUCAUAGUUUCUAUUGGAAUUUGAUGAAGGAAAAAAAAGUCAAGAGAAUUAUUUAAGUCAUUUUAAGUCUGAUAUUUGACUUGAAGAAAAUUUGCGCCUUUAUGUAAGCCGGCCGUUUUUGUUUGAGGGUUUAGUAGGGCCUAGACGGGCUUAAAAAAUUCUCGAAAAUUUUUAAGCUGAGAGGCCAUCCCUAGCACGAGAGUGCUCCUAAGGAAGGUUUUUUCAGUGGUCAAAUUCGAAUUUUUCAUAAGUUUUCCCCGAAUAACUUGCAAAGGUCUCGAUGAAGUUAACGGAUAGUUUUUACAUGCAAAAAGUUUUUUUCUUGAAGAUGUCAGUUUAAAAUGUUUGCAUUCAACACGUAACUGCGAUUUUCAUUGUAGGCCUUUAGAGAACCAAUUUUAAAGAACACACUCGAAAAAAAGAGCUGUUCUACCUACCUUGUCAGGUAGAACAGCUCCAAACUUUUUCUUCACUGCAGGUUAUGGUACAACGGCUGUCCCAAGUACGAAAACUAUCACUACGCUUCUCAAUUUGUUUAUUCCAAAGCCGAGAAGGGCAAAAUCUUGCGUAAGUUUGCCUUUUUCCCUUUCUUUUGCGAGGUAUACAAAUUAAAAAGGAUACAAAGCUAUACAAAAUAGCAGAAUUACUUAUUUGUAGAAUACAAAGCCAUGUGGAAAAACAAUCAUGAACUUACCUUUAGGAAACUAGGAUGAAAGUAACUUUGCUUAUCUAAGUUUAACACAAAAUCUUGCUUAUUAUACUUGGCUAAAAUUUGCUGAAAAAGUCGGAAGUGUGUUGAUUUUUUUAGCUGGAGCCCCUCCUGCCAAGGCCAUCAAUCCUUACAACAUUCCUUCGCCUUCGGCUUCUUUGGCUCCGAUUCGAAGAACUCGUCGAGAUGCUGAUGAACCAUUGUAAGAGUUAGAGAAGCUUGACAAUUUCUCAAAAGAGUUUUAUUUGAAAACAAAAACGUUUUUAAAAAUCUCCUUCAGAUGAUCUCAAAAUACAAGAUAAAUGAGGAAUUCGCUUCUAAAUAUCUCAACUUGUGAAGUUUUCUGCUUCUCGAGUUAAAGAAUAUCGAAGUUCUAGUUCCACGCGCAAUGUUUGGAAAGACGUUCUUCAAACCGUCCUCUUCUCAAAAAUUAAGAAAUUAGACAGAUUGAAGUCUUGAAGACUUUUCAUUGUACUACAGUUUUGGACGGUUUUUCAAAAAUCAUGUUCUGAAACUCUGAGUAAAAGCACUUCAAUAUUAUCGUCUCAUUUUCGCGCCAAAAUUUGCAGAGAACUUGUGAUACCUCCAGACUUGCCUCGACCAGUUGCUCUGGCCGACCUCGGAGCUCCCCCAAAUGAAAACUUGCCGCAGGAAAGGUAUAAAACGUGUCUAUUUUUCAAAUGUGACUUCUUCUCUUCUUCUCACGGCCUUGUACUGCGUGAGCACCCCAAGGUCCGUCCUGACAUUAGUGGUAAUGGGUGGACUGGCUCUAGUGGCAUGUCCGUCCUAGUGUGUGACGGCUGGGAAUUUCGAAGCCGUGGUUUUCCACCAACAUAUCUUCAACCCUUUGGUUGGAUCGCAGCGGGGAUCGAACUUGUGACUUUGCGGACCAGAGACAGGCACAAAACCUGUUGCGCUACGGCGCGCCGCUGAAAUCGAAUGAUUAAUGAAAAACUGAAGAGUGAGUUUACGUACAGAAAAACUUGAUAAUUACAGCAAACUUUCUUUGGAAAAAUCAAGAGAUCUUCUGCAUACCUAUCGACGAAAUCUGAACGCAGCCAAAACGAAGAAAAAAUUACGGCGAAGAAGGCAUCGGACGCAGUUUUCGGAGUUUGUUUUCCUCAAUUAUUAUACCUACAUAUAUGCAUGCAUGAAUAGUCUAUUUGUGCCUUAGAAAGCGAAAAACUUGAUUGAAACCCUCUAAAUUCAAUUUUCAAGAAUUUGAGAGACUUUGAGAUUUGAGAGAAACGUGGUGAGCUCAUAAUUCAGGUAAAUUUAGUGGUGGGGGAUGCUCUCAGUUUUCAAUAAUUAGUUCGUAAAAGAAUGAACAAUUAUCAGUUCAAAACCAUAAUAAAAUGUUGUUUCAGAACCCCUGAACGAAAGGCGCCAACAACUAAAAGGCCUCCGACUCGCAAGGAGCUCUACAACGCUCUCAAGUUUGUAUUAUUUUUUGUUGAGUUUGAAAAUCCUGAAAUUCCAUUUUUCUUUUUGAAGUGAAGUGGAAAGAGAAAAACCAUGACUCGUUUGAAAAGUUUUAAUAUUUUUGUUGAAACUAAAAACACUGAUUUUUGCGCCCAUUUUGUAUAUGAAUGAUUUUUUUGAAACUGGCAUGGUUUGUUCAGAAAUUAUUGCUACGAUCUCAUUGCAGAAUAGAAAUAAUAAAAAAGAAACUAAAAAAUCUGUUCGUCUCGAUAUUUCCAUUUGAUUUUUGUAUGUCUUCGAGAAAAAUAAACAAAAAGUGUCAAAUAAGCCAGAUUUUAUUUCCCUAGAAGAGUGAAUUCUUGCAAAAAUUUUUUUGACUCAUUCCAAAAAGAGCUAAUUUUUAAAAUGGUCGAAGGAUUUUGAAUAUUUAAAAAAAAACAGUCUUUCUUUUUUCAGAGCCAUCAACGACUUGACGAUCGAGCCGGCGAAACUGACCAAAGACCCGGCUCGUCUGCUUUCCAAUGCCAACGAAGCCUUAUUUGGCCAGGAACCGUCUGCAGUCAAGCCUGAAGCUGCCGAAGUCACUGGAGAUUCUGGGGAACAAGAAAGUUCUAGCCAAGAAGAGGGAGAUAGUCACGCCGCUGCAGAAUCCGCCAACAGUAGAAAAAUUCGGCCGAGGUCAAGAUUGAGUGAAAAAAGGAUUUUUUGCAUUUCCAAUGUACUGCUUGAGUUUUUCUGAACUUUCAAUCAAUCAAUCAAUAUUUAUUGGUUUUUUUAGUCAGAUGGAAUCGACUAGGCGGUGAAAAAAUUGCUCUUUUGAGCGGCACUAACACCGCCUUUGAAAAAGAAGUCAAAAUGUGUAGUCGAUUGAAUUGAAAGCAUGGUCUUACGGUCCUUCGCCUCGUUCUUCCACAAGUAGAUUCCUCAGUUUCGCGGGUACGGGCACCGCGGGGAUGGUGCUCUCUCAAUCGGCCGAGGUGACGGGCACGGACGCCGUGUACACUCUAGGGUAGCCUCCGCCGAUUGAGAGAGCUACCACUUCGAGUGAAGAAAAUACACGGAUUCGAAACAAAAAAGAAAAGAAAAGAAUCUGUAUUCAAUAUGUGUGGAAAGUUGAGAAUAAGUGUUUUUAGGAACUUUUAAACCUCUGGCUCAGUUCAGCUCUUUAAUUGAUCUUUGAUGUUAUAAAAUGGCUAAUAAGGAAAGCGCUUUUUUCGAGAGGAGCAAAAACAAAAAUAAAAUAUAUCUUAUUUGCUCUUAGAAAAGGGCGAUAAUCUGUCGAAAAAGUUUUUUUUUUCAGUUAUCACUAAAGAAAAGGUACUUAACUGAAUUUUCGGAAAAAUAUUUUGUGAAAGCCCUUUCUCGUUUAAAGGCAAAGUAAACGAAGACAAAUCAUAUGUCAAGACACGAUAUUUCCAGUACGGUAAGUCCAAUAAAUUUUCUUUUCGUAACAAAAAAAAAAUCAGAUAACACAUUUACACAUUCAUUCAGUCUUCAGAAAAGAUUCUCUGCUGAAUCGUGAAAAAAUCGAAGAGUUGUUUGUAGAUUUGCGGGAUCUCGUUGACCAAGAUAGAGCAUCUCGCCCUUCUUGAGAUAGUAGUAGAGGAGUUUCGAGCGUUCCGACGUUCAGCUGCCUCACCAUGGCGAAACAGUACGGCGCCCAGCUUGUCCAGGGCUGACGGGCGUCGGCUUAAAUCUCAGAGGAGAGCGUAAAGGAAAACCGACCACUCAUGAAGUAGAAUUGAGAUAAAAAUUAACGAUAUACGUUCUAUUAGCUGUCAUAUUAUUAGAAUGGAAAAGCUUGUUUUGCGAAUGUAAUCCCAAUAUCAUUGAAGAAACUUCUAGAGCCCUGCAAGGUACGAUUCCGGUGAUACCAUCGGACGCUGUUUACGGCGCUGCCACCGGCGACGAUCCUUUCAAGGCGGUUUCCGCUCUUUCGGACAGUCGUGGUAUCGUCCAUCGUCCUAAAAGUCGCAGUCCCUUCUCGAAGCCUGGUUUGAUCCAUAUUUCGCAAUCAUUUUCUAUUGGGACUGCCUUUUUCCUUUCAAUAAUAUGGAUAACAUUCAUUUUGCAAUAAUUCAGAAAAAUUAGUUGAAAAACUCAAAGAAAAUCAUUUUCAUUAGUAGUAACACAUUCUUCAACGAACUAGAACCCUUGCGUGUGUUUGAAAAAUUGAAAAUUAAUUUUUAGAAUUCCUAGAACUUGCGCAUUACCGAUUGCACUCCGUAAUUAAGCUUGAAGAAUGAUUUUUCUCAUUUUAUCCGAAAUAAAUCUUAUUAUCUAGGGAAUUUUCAAAAGAGUUAACAGACCAUCACAUUUCUUAUAAAAAGCUUCAAACCCGUGUCGAAAAGAGGCUUGGGAAUUUUCUCAAUAUUUUCAAAUCUAGAAAUGAGCUUGAAAAUGACUUCAAUUUCUACCAAAUCCAAAAAGGCUGUUUUCUGGCUAAAAAUGCUAUUUUUCAUUAAAAUCUGCAUUUAUCGAAUUCCUUCUAUCCAAACAAUAUCUUGAACAGGUCUUUGGGAACCAAAUCCGGACAAUCCACACAACCGUGACUUGGCCAACAAAUGGUACUACCAUCCCGAAUCUGUCGGCGUCGAUUGGCUCAAUGGACAGGUUAAAUCGAUUUGAAUACCUCCAAAUUUUUUUUUAUUUCAGGUGCAAUAUGGAGCCCAUUGGGCUGUUCCCGCUGCAGGCGUUGGAGGGACCGCCGGCUUCAGUGCCGUUCAUUUUCCGACAAUCGGCACCUUUCUCAACAUUCCAGACGACUACGAUUAG